AAAUGGUUAAAGGUGGCUGAGGUGCACAGAGAACUUUGGGAUCUCCUGAGGGAUGGAUUUGGGAUUUUUAGGGUUGGAUUUAGGGUUUCAGGAGGAAGGGAAAGAGUUAACGGUGGCUGAGCUGCCCAGGGAACUCUGGGAUCUGCUGAGGGAUAGAUUGAGGAUUUGCGGCUGGAUUUAGGGUUUUUGGGAAGAGCGGAGAAAGUUCCUGGGGCUGAGGUGCCUGGGAUCUCCUGAGGAAUGGAUUUGGGUAUUUUAGGGUUGGAUUCAGGAAAUUUUAGGAGGAAGGGAAGAGUUAAAGGUGGCUGAGGUGUCUGGGGUCUCCUGAAAAGGUUUUAGGGAUUUUGGGGUUGGAUUUGGGAUUUUUUAGGAGGAAGGGAAAUGGUUAAAGGCGACUGAGGUGCGCAGAGAACUUUGGGAUCUCCUGAGGGAUGGAUUUGGGAAUUUUGGAGUCGGAUUUAGGAUUUUUAGGAAAAGGGGAAGAGUUAAAGGUGGGUGAGGUGCCUGGGAUCUCCUGACCGAUGGAUUUGGGAUUUUUAGGAUUGGAUUUAGGAUUUUUAGGAGGAAGGGAAAGAGUUAAAGGCGGCUGAGCUGCCCAGAGAACUUGGAAUCUCCUGCGGGAUGGAUUUGGGAAUUUUGGGGUCGGGUUUAGGGUUUUUAGGGAGAGGGGAAAGAGUUACAAGUGGCUGAGGUGUCUGGGGUCUCCUUAAAAAGUUUUAGGGAUUUUGGAGUCGGAUUUUGGAUUUUUAGGAGGAGGGGAAAUGGUUAAAAGUGUCUGAGCUGCACGGAGAGCCCCGGGACCCCCUGACCGAGGGAUUUGUGGGUUUGGGGUCGGUUUUAGGAUUUUUUUAGGAGGAGAGGAAAGAGUUCCUGGGGUUGAAGUAUGUGCUAUCUCCUGAGGGAUGGAUUUGGGAAUUUCAGGGUUGGAUUUAGGAUUUUUUUAGGAGGAAGGGAAAUGGUUAAAGUUGGCUGAGGUGUGUGGGAACUCCUCAAGGACGGAUUUGGGAAUUUUAGGGUUGGAUUUAGGAUUUUUAGGGGGAUGGAAGAUAAUUUCUGGUGCCACAGAGAACUCUGGCACCCACUGAGAAAAGGAUUUGGGAAUUUUGGGCUUGGAUAGGAAAGGAAAGAGUUAAAGGAGCAGCAGAGAACUCUGGGACCCACUGAGAGAAGGAUUUGCGUUUGGGGCUGGUUUUAGGGUUUUUUGGGAGGCGGGGAAAUGGUCCCUGGGGCUGAAGUGUCUGGGAUCUCCUGAAAAGGUUUUAGGAACUUUUGGGGCGGGAUUUCGGAGUUUUAAGGAGGAGGGGAAAUGGUUAAAGGUGGCUGAGGUGCCUGGGAUCUCCUGACCGAUGGAUUUGGGAAUUUUUAGGGUUGGAUUCAGGAUUUUUAGGUGGACGGAAGAUAAUUUCUGGUGCCGCAGAGAACUCUGGGACCCACUGAGAGAAGGAUUUGGGAAUUUUGGGGUCUGGUUCAGGGUGUUUAGGAGGAGGGGAAAGAGUUAAAGGUGGCUGAGGGGCCUGGGAUCUCCUGACCGACGGAUUUGGGAUUUUUAGGAUUGGAUUUAGGAUUUUUAGGAGGAAGGGAAAGAGUUAAAGGUGGCUGAGCUGCCCAGAGAACUCGGAAUCUCCUGUGGGAUGGAUUUGGGAAUUUUGGGGUCGGGUUUAGGGUUUUUAGGAGGAGGGGAAAGAGUUACAAGUGCCUGAGGUGUCUGGGAUGGAUUUGGGAUUUUUAGGGUUGGAUUUAGGAUUUUUAGGAGGAAGGGGAAGAAUUAAAGGCGGCUGAGCUGCACUGGGAGCUCCUGACCGAGGCCUUCGAGAAGUUUGGGGUUUUUUGAGGGGUUUUUAGGAGGAAGGGAAAUGGUUAAAGGUGGCUGGGACCUCCUGAUCGAUGGAUUUGGGAAUGUUAGAGUUGGAUUUAGGAUUUUUUGAAGAGGAGAGGAAAGGGUUAAAGGUUGAGGCGCAGCGGAGAACUCUGGGAGCACCUGCCCGAGGGAUUCGGGAAGUUUGGGGUGGUUUUUGGGGUUUUAAUGCGGAAGGGAAGCGGCUCGUGCUUCCGCCUAGUGAAUGGCAGGAAAAAAUCUCCUUUCCCAAGGAAUUCCUGGAAUUCCCAGCAAAUGGGAGCGCGCCCGGAAGGAGGAGGAGGAGGGAAAAAAUCCCAAAGUUUUUUUUGGGAGAAGCGCUGUGGGAACAGAGCGAGGCUGAGAAGCGAAACUUCGCCCCAAACCCCUCCUGACCUUUUUUGUUUUUUUCCUUUCACUUCUCGAAAUUUCAACUUCCCGAAAGUUCAACUUCCCCGAAAUCCGGGUUGACAAAAUCCGGGAUGACAAAAUCCGGCCUGACAAAAUCCGGGAUUAUUUAAAUAAUAAAUAAAUAAAUAAAUAAAAGUAGGGGGGGGAAAGAGGAGGAGCAGGAACUUUGGGGAGCCAAGAUUUGGGAUUUUGUAAUCCCGACUCCCGUGGGUGUUUGGGAUUUGGGGCUCUGCCUCCAAAUGUGGGAGGGAAAUAUGGGAGGGAAAAAUUCCAGCCUCGGGAACACCGAGAAUUCCCCGAUUCCUGCGCCUCCCGGAGAUUUUCCCAGCCGGGAAUUUUCCUGCGCUGCCUCAUUCCAGGCCAUGUCCACGGCUGGAAUUCCAGGAAUUUUGGGAUCAUUGCUUCAGCUGGAGGAAAACUUCUCCUCCUGCCUGGCCCGGAUCGACGCCCUCAUCCUCAAACCUCUGCUCCAGGCAGAGCCGCAGGAUCCGAAGGAAAAGGAGAACUUCCAGCUCUUGGUGCUCCUCAACGAUCGCUUCCAAACCCUCUGGAAUUUCACGGAAGAGAAUUCCCGGAUCCUGAGGGGGAAGUCCCAGUUGGAAAAUUCCGGCUGUAUCCAGGAUUUUUACAUCCUCUGGAAAGGAGAAGUUUUCCUCAGCCUCUACAUCCAGUAUUUCGUCACCUUCGCCAACUUUGCGGUGGUCCAGGGCUUCGAGCAGGCCGCCAAGAGCAAGAGCGAGCCCUGGAAGCUGCACAAGGUGGUGCUGAAGGAAUUUGUGCGGGAUUUCACCUCGGAGAGCUCCCUGGGCCUGGCGCUGCACUUGGUGCUCCACAAACCCUUCCGGGAGCACAUCCAGAGCUACCUGCGGCUCCUCUCGCAGCUCCAGGAGCAGCUCCAGGAGGGGUCGGAGCAGGAUGUGGUGGCCACUGUGGUGCAGGAAUUCGGGAAGCUGGAAUCCUUCAUCGGCCAGGUCCUGGAUGAAGCUGGAUUCACCAAGGAGCUCUGGAAAUCCCUGGGCUACAAAUUCACCGACGUGCUGUGUGUCCCCGAGAGGAGGCUCCUGGAGGACAGCAGGAACCUUCCCAUCGCUUCCGGCACUGCCCGCUCCGAGCGGCUCCUGCUCUUUGACGACGUCCUGGUGCUCAUCCAGGGGAACAGCUUCCAGAGUUUCGAUCUGAAGCUGGUGUGGGUGGAUGAAAACUGCGGAGAGAAAUCGGCUCCAGGAUUGCACAGCCUACGCAUCACAACCCCGGAAGAGACAUUCAUCCUCUCCACCAAGGACCCUCAGAUGAAGGCCGUGUGGCGGUGGAAGUUGGAGCAGGCCGUGCGCCAGGCGCUGAACGGGAAGCGGGAUUUCCCCCUCUGGGGCCGCAGCGGGGAAGGCAGCGAGGCCCCGUCCCGCCGCUUCUUCACCUACGUCUUCCGCAUGGAGGGACGGCUCCGCGGGGCCACCUACGAGGGCGAGUGGCUCUGGGGGAAGCCCCAUGGCAAGGGGACGCUGAAGUGGCGCGAUGGACGCAACCACGUCGGGGAUUUCCAGGAGGGCCUGGAGCACGGGUUCGGGAUCUGCCUGGUCCCGCGGCGCUCCGAGGACCGCUACGACUGCUACAAGUGCCACUGGCACCAGGGCAGGAUGAGGGGCUAUGGGAUCUGUGAGUAUGGGAAUGACCUGGUCUACAAGGGCUACUUCAAGGACGACGUGCGCCAAGGGUUCGGGAUCCUGGAGAACUUCUCGGCUGAGCAUCCCUUCAAAUACACGGGACAGUGGGAAAACGACAAAAAGAACGGAUACGGGGUCUGGGAAGACAAGGAGAGAGGGGAGAGGUACAUCGGGAUGUGGUUGGAUGACCACAGACAUGGAGAAGGCAUCGUGGUGACCCAGUCAGGGCUCUGCUACCAGCGGACAUUCCAUGCGGAUAAAAUGGUGGGCUCAGGAAUUCUGCUCCUGGAGGAUGACUCCGUCUACGAAGGGAACUUCUCGGAAGAUCUGGCAUUUGUUGGAAAGGGGAAGCUCUCCCUGGCCAACGGCUUCGUGCUGGAGGGGACGUUCAGCUCGCGCGGCGGCCGCGGGCUCAGCACCCGCGGCGUGCUCAGCACGGCCACCGAGCCCGAGCGGCCGCCCAGCGCCGCCCAGCUGGGCCUCAAGGAAUUCCCAGUGGAGAAGAGAUGGGCAGGAAUCUUCGAGCAAUUCCUGGAAUUCCUCCAUUCCGGCUGCAAGGAGGAAAUGGAGGAAUCUUUCAUGGGAUUCCACAUCCAAACCAGCAAGGAGCUGAGGAAAUCCCAGGAAUAUCUGUUCUGCCAGAGAGGCGCUGAGGAGAUUUCUUGGAAAAUUGAGGAGAUCCUGGAAGAGCUCGUGCAGCACCAGGAGCCGGAGUCGCUCCAGAGUUACUUGGAGAAGGCGUUGGAAUCUUCCCUGCAUCCCUUGGGAAAGCUGCUCAGGGCUCUGACCGUGGCGUUCCAGGCAACGUAUUCCGGCAUCGGGGCCAACCGGCACCUGCUGGCCAUGGCGCAGGAGGAGGUCAAGUUCUACUCCAAGAAAAUUUGGGAAUUCUACCAGGGUUUGCUCCGGCUGGCCCUGGAGCGGCGGGGCCGCGCGCCCGCGGAGGAUGCGGAUCCCAGUCUCGGGAAGGGCUCCAGCCUGGUGCUGCCGCUGAUCCUGCCCGGGUUCUAUCCCGAGCUCUCCAUGCUCUACAUGCUCCAGCACCAGCGGGAGGACGAGCUCUACUGCCAGGGAAUCGUGGAGCUCAGCCUCUUCUCGGAUAUCCAGCUCCUGGAAUUCCUGGAUGUGCAGAAGCACCUGUGGCCUCUCAAAGAUCUCACCCUGACCUCCAACCAGAGGCGCUCCCUGAUCAAGGAUAAAUGUUUCCUGUCAGCCACCGAGUGUCUGCAGAAGCUCAUCACCACGGUGGAUCCCAGGGAGAAGCUGGAGAUCCUCCGGAACACCUACGAGGAGCUGGAGCGCACGGCGUCGCGGCUGCUGGGCGCGGAUUACCGGCUCCCCAUGGAUGACCUCCUGCCGCUCCUCGUGUUCGUCGUAUCCCGAGCCAAGAUCCAACAUUUGGGAGCUGAAAUCCACCUGAUCCGGGAUUUGAUGGAUCCGACCAACCAGGGAGGAAUGUUGGACUUCCUGCUGACGGCACUGGAGUCGUGCUAUGAACACAUCCAGAGGAUCCGGCUCCAUCCAAAGGAAAACUCCCACAGCUCCUGAUCCAUAGGGAAAAUCCGAAUUUUCCCGACCAAACUCCACUGGAAAAAGCGGGAAUUUUAUCCCUGGCUGCCUUUAAAGGGAAGAAUUCCUCCCCAGCCGAGGUUUUCCUGAUCCCAAAAACACUGGAAGGGCUGGAAUUUCCAUCUCCAAGUUUUGGGUUUUUUUUGAGUUUUAUCCCCUUUUCCUGCAAAUAAUUCCCAGGAAAAAUCUCCUUUUCCUGCUCAGGAUGGAGUUUUUCUUUUUUUGCACUGGAGAAUUCCCAGAAAAAGAAGGAAUUUCUUUGGGAAAACCCAAUUUUUAAUGGGAUUUCUUGGACUGGGAAGGAGAUCUCAUCCCAAAACUCCUAAAAAUUCCUGGAAUGAGGAGAUUUUUCCUGCUGCUCCUUUUGCUACUUUUCCCAACUCAGGACUUCUCCAAUUCCAUUUGGAAGCUGCUAUUCCCAAAUUUCCUGAUUUUCCCAUGCUCCAAGAUUUUUUAUUUAUCCCUGGGAGACCUCAGGGGUGAUCCCACACCUUGGAUAAUCCCGUGUUUCUUUGGAAUUCCGGAGGGCUUGGGAAAAAAAAGAGGGAUUUCUCCUGGAUUUUGGGAAAUUCUGGGAAAACAACCAGAAAUUAUGGGAUAGAAACUCCAAUCCCAGCUGGGUUUGUGCCCUGCCAACCCCAGAGGCGCUCUGUGCUCCGAGCUGGAAUUUCCCUUUGGAAAAGGAAUAUCUGGAAUAUUCCCAAUGGGUAUUUGGGAUGCUGUUCCCAGCAUCCCAAAAUAAGUUAAAAAUAGCCAAAAAAAAUUCCUAUUUUUGACAGUUUUUAUCCAUUUUUUUUCUUAUCCGGGACAAUAAAACUCCCCAAGCUUUUUCCAGCUGUUUUUCCCAAAUUUUCCUGAUUUUCCUAAAUGAAGGAAAGUGCUCCUUGGUAUUUUUGGAAAUGAACUGGGAAUCCAAAGCUUUCAAAAAAUGGGAUUUUUUUGUCAUUUUUCCCUUGGGAUGUCUUAAUUUUUCCCAGGGAUUUCUUCAUUUUUCCAAGGAAUUUUUUGCCUUAUCCAGGUGACUCCGGGAAAACAAACCCCCCCCCCCAAGUUUUUCCUCCCAUUUUCCCCAAAUUUCAUCUUUUAAUGAGUAACAGAUUAAUUACAAUAAUUAAUAUAUUAAUGAGAGGAUCCCGUGGGAAGUUUGCCAGGAAUUUUUAUUUAAGUAAAAUCCUUGGAAUUUUGAAGAAAUUCCUGGACCCAGGUGCUCCUUUUUCCGAUUUUGUUGUUGUUGUUGUUUUUAGGAAUUUGAGAAUUUUCUAAAUGAAGGAAAAGUGGAUCCUUGAUCUUUUUGGGAAUGAAAAAUUGGAAGUCCAAAGCUUUAAAUAAAUGGGAUUUUUAUCAUUUUUCCCUUGGGAUUUUUUUUCCUUUUUCUUAGAAUUUUUUUUUUACUUUUCCAAGGAAUUUUUUUACCUUAUCCAGGUGACUCUGGGAAAACAAAACCCCCCAGGUUUUUUCCUCCCAAUUUUCCCAAAUUUUAUCCUUUAAUAAAUAACAGAUUAAUUACUGUAUUAACUAAUUCAGAAUUAAUAUAUUAACGAGAGAAUCCCACUGGAAGUAUUCCGGGAAUUUUUAUUUAAAUAAAACUCUUGGAAUUUUGAAGA
Molecule: messenger RNA, 7079 nt
Organism: Motacilla alba alba
Lineage: Eukaryota; Metazoa; Chordata; Aves; Passeriformes; Motacillidae
Gene: ALS2CL
Product: ALS2 C-terminal like
Exons: 26
Coding region: 2485-5454 (989 amino acids)
Source: RefSeq, a predicted model, not a curated record